UCCCUGGCCCGCGGGAUGACACCGCCUCCGCCCGGAUGCGCCGCCCUCGGCGCCCGGCGCGCCCGCGCCUGCGACCCGCCGCCGGCUCGCUCGGAGCUCCCGCAGAGCCGCCGGUUGCAGCUGCGGCUGCAGCCGCUGCUCUUGCUCUGGCUCGGGGCGGCCGCCUCCGCGCAAGGCCACCCCAAGAGCGGACCCCGCAUCUCCACCGUCUGGAGAGGUCAUGCCGGGCAGGACCAGGUGGACUUUGGCCAGGAUGAACGCCACACGGUGCUUUUCCAUGAACCAGGCAGCCCAUCCGUGUGGGUGGGUGGCCGUGGUAAGGUCUACCACUUCAAUUUUCCUGAGGGCCAGAAUGCGUCCCUGCACACGAUAAACAUCAGCCCCACCAAAGGGUCCUGCCUAGACAAGCCGUAUUGUGACAACUACAUCACGCUCCUGGAGAGGCAGAGCGAGGGGCUACUGGUGUGUGGGACCAAUGCCCGGCGCCCCAGUUGCUGGACACUGGUCAAUGACUCUGUGAAGCUGCUUGGAGAGCGGCGAGGCUUUGCCCCCUUCAGCCCGGAUGAGAACUCCCUGGUUUUGUUUGAUGGGCAAGAGGUGUACUCCACCAUCAGGAAGCAGGAGUACAAUGGCAAAAUCCCGCGCUUCCGACGCAUCCAGGGCGAGAUCGAGCUGUACACCAGUGACACGGUCAUGCAGAACCCACAGUUCAUCAAGGCCACCCUUGUGCACCAGGACGAAGCAUACGAUGACAAAAUCUACUACUUCUUCCGGGAGGACAACCCCGACAAGAACCCUGAGGCCCCCCUCAACGUGUCCCGUGUGGCACAGCUGUGCAGGGGGGACCAGGGCGGCGAGAGCUCGCUGUCUGUUUCCAAGUGGAACACUUUCCUGAAGGCCAUGCUGGUAUGCAGCGAUGCAGCCACCAACAAGAACUUCAACCGAUUGCAGGACGUCUUCCUGCUUCCUGGCCCCAGCGGCCAGUGGAGGGACACUCUGGUCUACGGUGUCUUCUCUAACCCCUGGAACUAUUCUGCUGUCUGUGUGUAUUCACUGGAGGACAUUGACCGCAUCUUUCGCACCUCCUCUCUCAAGGGCUAUCAUGCCAGCCUUCCCAAUCCUAGGCCUGGCAAGUGUCUCCCUCAUCGGCAGCCGAUACCCACCGAGACCUUUCAGGUGGCUGACAGUAACCCUGAGGUGGCCCAGAGAGUGGAGCCCAUAGGGCCCCUGAAGACUCCUGUGUUCCACUCCAAGCACCAUUACCAGAAAGUGGUAGUGCACCGAAUGCAGGCCAGCCAUGGGCAGACUUUCCAUGUGCUCUACCUGACUACAGACAGGGGCACCAUCCACAAGGUUGUGGAGUCCAGAGACGGUGAACGCAGCCUCGUCUUCAACAUCAUGGAGAUCCAGCCUUUCCGCCGUGAGGCUGCCAUCCAGGGUAUUUCCCUGGAUGCUGAGCGGCUGAAGCUGUACGUGAGUUCUCAGUGGGAGGUGAGCCAGGUACCCCUGGACCUAUGUGAGGGGUACGGCAAUGGCUGCCAUAGCUGUCUCAUGGCCCGAGACCCCUACUGCGGCUGGGACCAGGAUCACUGUGUCUCCAUCUACAAAGCCCAAGGGUCGGUGCUACAGUCCAUCAGUCCAGAUGAGCCACACAAGGAAUGCCCCGACUCUAAGCCAGAAGAGGCCCCGGUGCAGAAGGUCUCCCUGGCCCAGAACACCCGCUACUACUUGAGCUGCCCGAUCGAGUCCCACCAUGCCACCUACUCAUGGCGCCACGAGGAGAAUGUGGAGCAGAACUGUGAGCCCGGCCACCAGAGCCCCAACUGCAUCCUGUUCAUCGAGAACCUCACGGCGCGCCAAUACGGCCACUAUCGCUGCGAGGCCUUGGAGGGCUCGUACCUGCGUGAGACACAGCACUGGGAGCUGGUGCCCUAUGACCGCAGUGGCACUGCCCAGCACCUGCAGGGCCAUGCCUGCCUGCUGGCCACUUCUCUUUGGCUGGGGGUUCUGCCCACACUGGCUCUAAGCCUGCUCCUUCACUAGGGCUUUCCGCAGCUGGGGCCACUACAGGCUCCUGCGAGUCUCACACCCAGUGCCCAGAGCCCUUCUUGAAUCACCUCGCAUCUUCCAGGGAUUGGGGAUUGGGGCAGCUACCUGACCUGAGGGGGGAGCACCAGGCCAGGGGAUGGCUAGCCGCGGGCGGCUGCACUCUGCCAGCUCGGAAUGCUUGGGGACCGGAGAAUGAAGUGAAGGGGGAGGGAUGGGGUCAGGUCCUGAGCGUCAGAGACUUUCUCAAAAAUUCCUCACACUUGACUAUAGGCUAUGAUGCUCCCAGCCCAAGAGCCAGUGAGCCAGAGUGGGAUUCGCAGAGGCCAUCCUAAGGCUUCUCGCCUCUGGACUUUGGGGCUGAGACCUGAGUCCCUCUGGUCUCCUGGGGCUCUCGUAUUCUCUCCCCAUCACGGCUGGGGGUGCUUAGUGUUCCCACAGGCCCUGGGCAAGGAAGCACUUCACCAGCCCUGGGUUCUGCUAGGCAGCCACCUUGCAUGUUUAUUGAAGGAUGUUUGCUUUCCGGACAGGACGGAAAAAGCUCUAUUUUUAUGUUAGGCUUAUUUCAUGUAUAGCUACUUCCGACUGCAUCUGUAUGAAAAUACCAAAACUACA
Suncus etruscus (white-toothed pygmy shrew) is the source of this 2661-nucleotide messenger RNA. It is a transcript of the gene SEMA7A, whose product is annotated as semaphorin 7A (John Milton Hagen blood group). Gene Ontology annotation, molecular function: chemorepellent activity; semaphorin receptor binding; integrin binding. The record is from RefSeq and is a predicted model, not a curated record. Gene Ontology annotation, cellular component: external side of plasma membrane. The transcript is spliced from 14 exons. Gene Ontology annotation, biological process: positive regulation of ERK1 and ERK2 cascade; positive regulation of axon extension; neural crest cell migration. Bases 16 to 2043 code for a protein of 675 amino acids. NCBI's taxonomy places the organism in Eukaryota, Metazoa, Chordata, Mammalia, Eulipotyphla, Soricidae.